Messenger RNA from Camelina sativa (false flax), 540 nucleotides. NCBI's taxonomy places the organism in Eukaryota, Viridiplantae, Streptophyta, Magnoliopsida, Brassicales, Brassicaceae. The record is from RefSeq and is a predicted model, not a curated record.
UGGCCUGGUGUCUUGUGCAAUAGCGGCUCCGUCUGGGGACUGCAGAUAGAGAAUUUGGAGCUUUCUGGUUCUAUAGACAUUGAGGCAUUGUCGGGUUUGACAUCCUUGAGGACUCUAAGCUUCAGGAACAACAAGUUCGGAGGGCCAUUCCCUGAGUUCAAGAAACUCGCUGCUCUCAAGUCACUUUACCUCUCUAACAAUCAAUUCGAAGGAGAUAUACCAGAUAAUGCUUUUGAAGGUAUGGCGUGGUUGAAGAAGGUCCAUUUGGCACAAAACAAGUUUACUGGUCAAAUCCCGACAUCUGUGACCAAAUUGCCCAAGCUUUUAGAACUGAGACUUGACGGGAACCAAUUCACUGGACAAAUACCAGAGUUUGGACAUGAGCUGCACUUGAUAAACCUUUCAAACAAUGCAUUAACAGGUCCAAUCCCUGAGAGUCUCAGCAUGAUGGAUCCAAAGGUGUUUGAAGGUAACAAAGGCUUAUGUGGAAAACCGCUGGAAACAGAAUGUGAUUCUCCUUUUAAAGAACUUCCUCCACAA